Molecule: messenger RNA, 1617 nt
Organism: Anopheles marshallii
Lineage: Eukaryota; Metazoa; Arthropoda; Insecta; Diptera; Culicidae
Gene: tkv
Product: bone morphogenetic protein receptor type-1B
Exons: 4
Coding region: 1-1617 (538 amino acids)
Biological process (GO): protein phosphorylation; BMP signaling pathway; cellular response to growth factor stimulus
Cellular component (GO): signaling receptor complex; plasma membrane
Molecular function (GO): transforming growth factor beta receptor activity, type I; SMAD binding; ATP binding
Source: RefSeq, a predicted model, not a curated record
AUGGACGUUAGAUUGGACGGACAACCAACUGCUGGACAGGACAGACCUUUGGACCUUGCUGAUCAACAAGCACCCCACGAUGGCAAUCCUCAAGAUCCUUCUGUGGCAGCAACCGGUAGCACAGCGCGAGUAUUAACAUGCUACUGCGAAGGCCACUGUCCGGGAGAUUUGCAGAAUGGGACGUGCGAUACCCGACCCGGCGGUUCCUGUUUCGCAUCGGUCGAGGCAGUGCUGGACGAGGAAACGAAGCAGAUCGUACCGGAGUGGAGUCACGGAUGUAUGUCACCGGAGCAGGGUGGUGGAUUGUUACAGUGCAAAGUCGGUACAGUGUCCCCACAGCUGCACGGCAAAAGUAUCCUAUGCUGCGACAACGACGAUCUCUGCAAUCAGGACCUGAAACCAUUCUAUAGUCCGCGUACGACGACGACACCCGAACCGCCGCUAGUGAAUACGAACAGUAUACCACUGUUUGUGCUCAUCAUUUCCGUCGUCCUCUGCGUGGCUGGGCUCAUAAUGUUGCUCGGUGGCAUCUACUGUGUGUACCGAAGGCGCGAAAAGCGAAAACCGGCCUACCUGAUGAACUCGCUGUACAACACCACCAACGGCCAUCUACCGAUAGCGGAUCUGGUGGAACAGACGAGUGGCAGCGGAUCGGGAUUGCCCCUGCUGGUACAGCGAACCAUUGCCAAACAGAUCCAGAUGGUCCAUUCGGUCGGCAAGGGCCGGUACGGUGAGGUGUGGCUGGCCAAGUGGCGCGACGAGAAGGUGGCGGUAAAGAUUUUCUUCACCACCGAGGAAGCGUCCUGGUUCCGGGAGACCGAAAUCUACCAGACCGUGCUAAUGCGUAACGAAAACAUUCUCGGGUUCAUUGCGGCCGACAUCAAAGGGACGGGCUCGUGGACCCAGAUGCUGCUAAUCACGGACUAUCACGAGCUCGGCUCGCUGCACGACUACCUCCAGAAGCGCGUCCUCAAUCCGCACAUGCUGAAAACGCUUGCCCUCUCGCUAGCGUCCGGUGUCGCUCAUCUGCACACGGAAAUCUUCGGCACACCGGGCAAACCGUCGAUCGCACACCGGGAUAUCAAGAGCAAAAACAUACUGGUGAAGCGGAAUGGUCAGUGUGCAAUUGCGGACUUUGGGCUGGCGGUGAAGUACACGAGCGAGUCGGACGAGAUACAGAUAGCGCCGAAUUCGCGCGUCGGUACAAGGCGAUACAUGGCACCGGAGGUGCUGAGCGAAACGCUCGAUCUGAAAGUGUUCGAAGGAUUUAAAAUGGCGGACAUGUAUUCGGUGGGGCUUGUGUUCUGGGAGAUGGCACGCCGCUGCAUAACGACCGUGCGGGGUGCGAAGAACACGACCACGUGCGAGGAUUACGCCCUGCCGUAUCAGGAUGUAGUACCGUCCGAUCCGAGCUUCGAGGAUAUGUAUGCGGUCGUGUGCGUGAAGGGCGUCCGACCGCCCAUCCCGCAGCGGUGGCAGGACGAGGACAUUCUCGUAGUAUUAUCGAAGAUUAUGCAGGAAUGUUGGCAUCCGAGCCCGGCCGUACGGUUAACGGCGCUUCGGGUGAAGAAAACGCUUGUCAAGCUCGAGACAGACUGUACGAUUAAGAUAGUGUAA